AAUGAGUCUUCUACGACAUGCUCAAUUCGUCAGCCGUACAAUUUUUGUACAGAACAACGACGUGGACAAGGCAUGUCGCAUAUUAAAUCGCAUAUUAUCCAAAGAGGACAUAUUUGGCCAAUACAGACGUACCAGGUACUACGAGAAACCGACCUACGUCAGACGCAGGGUCAAUUUUGAAAAGUGUAAAGCGAUUUACAACGAGGACAUGGACAGGAAGAUCACGUUUCUUCUACGAAAAAAUAGAGUGGACCCUUUUCCUGGUGCAUCGUAAGAUUAUAAAUUUUAGUUUCAAUUGUACAGUUGCAAAGUUAUCCACAAGCUUAUCCACAUGAUUUAUUUAUGAGUGUCGGUAUCAACACACAGAAAAAUAUAGAAAAUAUGCUAUCGCAA
Formica exsecta is the source of this 393-nucleotide messenger RNA. It is a transcript of the gene mRpS21, whose product is annotated as 28S ribosomal protein S21, mitochondrial. Gene Ontology annotation, molecular function: structural constituent of ribosome. Gene Ontology annotation, cellular component: ribosome. The record is from RefSeq and is a predicted model, not a curated record. Gene Ontology annotation, biological process: translation. The coding region runs from base 2 to 274 and encodes 90 amino acids. Lineage: Eukaryota; Metazoa; Arthropoda; Insecta; Hymenoptera; Formicidae. The transcript has a single exon.